This is a messenger RNA of Plasmodium vivax (malaria parasite P. vivax), 1762 nucleotides long. RefSeq lists its product as hypothetical. The record is from RefSeq and is a predicted model, not a curated record. Gene Ontology annotation, cellular component: Golgi apparatus; plasma membrane; endoplasmic reticulum. Lineage: Eukaryota; Apicomplexa; Aconoidasida; Haemosporida; Plasmodiidae. The transcript has 2 exons. Bases 461 to 1762 code for a protein of 433 amino acids.
GAACGAGCAACGCAAACUCGUGCACGCGGAGCGUCUGCGCAGGGCACACCAAAAUGGGGCCAAGCGAUCGGCGAACGGGAAACGCGGCGUGCGUGCAAAAGUGAAGCGAUCGCGCAGCUGGGGAGAGGCGAGACGGGCCAGCUGCGGCUGCGACUAGCCGAGACCGACAGCUGGUCACCCGCGUAACGCAACUCUGUUCAGGGGCAACCGGUGUACCCCCGAAGUAGGGUCCCCCAAAAAAUAAAAUAAAACACACUCGUACAUGCGUACGUACAAGCAGACAUACGUGCGUAUCCACCGCUUAGCAUAGCAGCUUCUCCUGGGGGGGGAUCGAAAGACGAGCUUAACACCUAGCGGGAGAGCGGCGGGGAUAGCGGCGGUGUGAUCAGGAGACACCCCUCCACGUUCUCUCCGCUCACCACCGCACCACCCGUUGCGCCGCUCCACAAACCCACUGCGUAUGAUGAACCGCCCAAAUGGGACCCGGGAGAGAGGGAAAAACACAAAAUCAGUCGCGCUGAAGGAGCCGGACCCUCCCCAACAGAAGGAACCUCUCAGCCAGGGAGACAGAGACAAAGAGGGGGGGGCCUCCCCGGCAGGCAGACCAGACAAGCAAGGCAAAUCCGUUCAGUAUGAUCCAGGCACACCACCCAGGAGCUCCCCCCCCAACGGGGGAGUAGCCCCCCCGCGGCAGCGCACCUGGUCCUCAUCCCUAAACCUGGGGGAGACGAAGGAGGACCCCCCGAGCUGGCAAAAUUCGCAAGAAAAAAAAAAAAAAAAAAGAACAUCCCUACUGGAGAAGUUCAAACAGCAGGAAUUGAAUUCUAAGCAGCGCUCGUGGACUCCCAUCGGACUGAUCAUAGCCUACACAAGUGUCUCCGUCCUUUUCAUCCUGCUGGGGGUGCUGUUCAUUGCCUUGUCCGCCACGAGAAAGGAGUGCAGAGUGCCCUACGGGGGCGCGGACGGAGGUGCUGCCGUAGGUGCAGGGGAUAACCCCAUCCGAAUAGAAAUCAGCGAGGCCUUCUGCCGGGGGCCCGCGAGGCCGUUCCGCAGGCACGCCUACGUCUACUACGAGCUGCACAACUUUUACCAGAACCAUAAGAAGUACCUCAUUUCGAAAUCCCACAGCCAGUUGAUGGGCACCGUGUACACCCGGCCAGACGACCUCGCGCAGUGCUUCCCCAUCACGCAGAACAAAGAGGGGAAGGUGCUCCACCCCUGUGGACUCGUCGCACGCAGCGUCUUCAACGACACAUUUACCCUUUAUAAACACAAAACACACAGCGACCGUAUAGAAAUUGAUGAGUCAAAGGAAGCAAUCACCUGGCAUAGUGAUCUAAACAAAUUUAAAAACCCUUCAGAACAGCAAAUGAAAGACCAUAAGGAAGAUGUGGAUUUCUGGCUGAUGAAUCAAAACUAUGUUAGUCUCCUAAACAUGAAUCACAAAAACGGAUUCGGAGUGGAAAACUCUCAUUUCGUUGUGUGGAUGAAGACGGCUGCACUCUCCGAGUUUAGAAAGCGAUAUGCCAGAAUUAAUGAGGAAUUGGCCUUGCCCUUUUAUGUAGAGAUUAAAAACAAUUUUCCCGUAAAGAAAUUCCAUGGGAAGAAGUACCUCAUCAUAGCCGAGGGCUCCGUCUUCGUCAACGAGAAGUCUUGGUCCUUCGGCGUGCUCUACGUCACCAUCGGGGUCGUUUCCCUCUGCGUCGCCCUCUGCCUCGUCUACAACCAGUGGAAGCACCCGCGCCAAAUGGGGCACAUAUAG